This is a messenger RNA of Candidozyma auris, 993 nucleotides long. It is a transcript of the gene RFC3, whose product is annotated as replication factor C subunit 3. Gene Ontology annotation, biological process: DNA-templated DNA replication; DNA repair. Gene Ontology annotation, molecular function: DNA binding; DNA clamp loader activity; ATP hydrolysis activity. Gene Ontology annotation, cellular component: Ctf18 RFC-like complex; Elg1 RFC-like complex; DNA replication factor C complex. The record is from RefSeq and is a predicted model, not a curated record. The transcript is spliced from 2 exons. Bases 1 to 993 code for a protein of 330 amino acids. Lineage: Eukaryota; Fungi; Ascomycota; Pichiomycetes; Serinales; Metschnikowiaceae.
AUGAGCAAUUCAAACGCAAAAAGUAAUUUGCCUUGGGUGGAGAAGUACCGUCCCUCAAAUCUUGAUGAUGUGUUCGGCCAGGAAGAGAUCAUCUCCACCGUGAGAAAGUUUGUACACGAAGGAAGGUUACCACACCUUCUAUUCUACGGGCCUCCAGGUACAGGUAAAACAUCCACAAUUACUGCUUUGGCAAAAGAAAUAUAUGGGCCUAACUACAAAAACAUGGUGUUGGAAUUGAACGCCUCCGAUGAUAGAGGUAUUGAAGUUGUGAGGAAUCGGAUCAAGGAGUUUGCGUCUACGAUGCAAAUUUUCAGUCGUGGGUUCAAACUCAUCAUCUUGGAUGAAGCAGAUGCUAUGACUUCCGUGGCACAAAACUCGUUGAGACGAAUCAUAGAGAGGUACACAAAGAAUACUCGUUUCUGUAUAUUGGCCAACUACUCUCAUAAAUUGAAUCCAGCAUUGAUCUCCAGAUGUACUCGAUUCCGCUUCCAGCCACUUUCUGAAAAUGCAGUAAGGGACCAAAUCAAGUAUGUGAUCGAAAAGGAAAGCCUUAUUAUGUCCAUGAAAGCUGAGGAGGCACUUCUCAAAUUAUCCAAGGGCGAUAUGAGAAGGGCCCUCAAUGUAUUACAAGCAUGUAAGGCCGCUUUAGACUCCGCAAAUGAUGAAAUUGACGAGAAGAUGAUUUACGAGUGUGUUGGCGCACCUGAUCCAGAAGACAUAGAAACCAUCCUAGAUUCCAUCCUACAAGAAGAUUGGACGACAAGCUAUUUAACCUUUGAUAGGUUCAAAAAGACGAAAGGAUUGGCCUUGAUAGAUCUCGUUCAGGCAUUUGUGGAGAUUUUACUGGGAUACGAGCUCAAGUCACAAACCAGAAUUGCAAUUUUGAAAGAGUUAGCUGACAUUGAAUAUGGUGUUUCGAGAGGUGGGAAUGAAAAGAUCCAAACAAGCGCGGUGAUAGGGGUAAUCAAGGCAGCCAUGGAAAACGAGGCCUGA